Messenger RNA from Prosopis cineraria, 1211 nucleotides. RefSeq names its product cytochrome c-type biogenesis protein CcmE homolog, mitochondrial-like. Gene Ontology annotation, cellular component: plasma membrane. Gene Ontology annotation, biological process: cytochrome complex assembly; protein-heme linkage. Gene Ontology annotation, molecular function: heme binding. The coding region runs from base 149 to 952 and encodes 267 amino acids. Lineage: Eukaryota; Viridiplantae; Streptophyta; Magnoliopsida; Fabales; Fabaceae. The transcript has a single exon. The record is from RefSeq and is a predicted model, not a curated record.
UAAAAAAAAAAAAAACCAAGCAGAAGAAGAAAUGGAAAAGGCAGACAGGAGAAUUGUAUAAUAUUGUACCUUGUUCGUUUGCGUUUACAGGCUGAUCCAAAACCCUCAACCCUUCUUCUUCAGAUCCUACGCCAUUACUUCCCCUCACAUGGCCUCUACUCUUGCCCUUAGAUUCCGAUCUUCUCGUCUCCGAACCGCCUCAUUGUUUCGGUCAUAUCUCCGCCCCAGGCCCAUCGCAUCUCCGCCCUUGUUUGUUGCUUCUCUCUCUCAUGUCCCUGCGAUCCUUCUCCCUGAUUCCUCGUCCUCUUCCUCCGGCCACCGUUUCUUCUCUACAGCUCGCCGCCAGCCAUUCCGAUCUAAGAAGACGGUCGACAUAGGCGCCCGAGCCAGGCAGCUUCAGAAUCGCCGACUCUGGACUUAUGCACUGACCUUCAGCUGCAUCGCAGGCUUUAUUGUGAUCGUCUUGAAUAAUUUCCAAGAUCAAUUGGUCUUCUACGUGACUCCGACUGAUGCUCUCGAAAAAUACUCCUCGAACCCAUCGAAAAACAAGUUUCGCUUGGGUGGUCUGGUCCUCGAAGGCAGCGUCGUGCAUCCGGCUUCAUCCCAGGAAAUGGAAUUCGUAAUCACUGAUUUGGUUACUGAUAUUUUGGUUCGCUAUCAGGGUUCGUUGCCGGAUUUGUUUAGGGAGGGGCACUCCGUGGUGGUUGAGGGGUUUGUAAAGCCCUUUACAGAGGAAGUCAAGAAAGAGGUUUCGGCUAAAAGUGUGUCUGGAAAGGCGAGGAGUGGAGAGUGUUAUUUUUCGGCCACCGAGGUUCUUGCAAAGCAUGAUGAGAAAUACAUGCCCAAAGAAGUUGCUGCGGCUAUUGAGAAAAACAAGAAGAUGAUAGAGGCUGGCGUUGCUGUGGAUGAGGGAGCCAAGAGCUCGAAGAUGGAUGAUACAAAUCGAUUUUGAGAUUUCCCUCUCUCUCUCUCUUUCUCUCUCUGUUUUUUUUUUUUUUGGGGGGGGGUUUGGUUCUACUAGAUUAUAAAUGCCAUAAUUUUUGGGACGAGAAGUGAGUUAUCAAACAGGAUGAUAAUUAGGAUAGGCAUUGGUAUACGAUGAGUAUCGGGAGAGGUAAACUUGAUUGUUCAUCUAUUAUAUUUUGUUGUUGUAAUUCAUUUUUGUGAGGUGAUAUUUCUCAAAUGAAUAAGCGAAAUGAUAACUUCUGUUA